GAUCGUGAAUCAGACUUACUGGGCCCAAGAUGCGGCUAACGAAUCAGUAAGCUGGGCUCAAACUUAUCUCAAUUGGACUAGGAAGUGAAAAAUUGACAUUAAAACAUGUUUAAUUAUAAAAGGAUGUGCCAGGACUUAGUGGGACAUACAUUUUUUUUCUCAAUCCGUUGUCCUUCCCGCAGCGCCAGGGCGACGGCCGUCUCCAUCUCUCUCUCUCUCGUUCGUCCGCUCCUCCUGCUCUGUUCGCCGAUCGGAGAUGCCGUCGAGGAUCGCCAAUCGCCGCCAUCCAUCUCUCUCUCUCUGUUGCUGUUCGUUUGGUCGCUGAAACAGGGACGCUGUCCGCUCGUCUCCGUCGAUCAGGGCCGCAGCGCCGCCGUGACUCGCCGUCCACACCAGCGGUUCCAACUGACGUCCCUGUCCCGUCCCUCCAUCGCGCAUAGCAGGCCCGCGAAACAAGGGGAAAAUUGCAGCGGCCUGUUUCUUUUGAUUCAAGUUGAAUUCGUCUAUUUUCGAGAAAUUAGGGGUUGAACACCACCGGAUUUCAAGGAGACGCCGGCGGCGGAUGUCGGCAGUCCGGUCAAGGCUCCGACAGUGGCUUAGGUUGGUUGUGUGGGAUCCAACUGGGUCCAAUUAGUUCCCAUUGGAUUCAAUUUGGGUCUAAUUGGGUUCAAUCGGGUCUGUUCGGGUGCAAUUGGGUGUAAUCGGGACUGUUUGGACUCAAAUUGAUGCAAUUGGGGCUGUUUGGGAUUGUUCGGGUUGCUGUGAAUCACCCAAUAUGGCUGUUUGGUCGGACCACGGGCUCGGGCAGCUGGGUCGGCUACUGGCGGUGGUGUCGGGGUUGGUUUGGUGACAAUGGGACUGCUCCGGCGGGGGCAGCGGGCUUGAGGAUCGAUUCCUUGGGCUCGAUUCCGCGCAUGUAAGUUGGGUUAAUUGUAAUUUGGGUUUGUUGAUUAUGCAUGACGGUAGUCGUGGGUCUUCGACCCGGAUAUUUCGCUACGUGAUUUGUUGUGAAUUGUGAACUGAGAUUUUAAUUAAACUGAUCUUAUUGGU
Molecule: messenger RNA, 1050 nt
Organism: Cuscuta campestris
Lineage: Eukaryota; Viridiplantae; Streptophyta; Magnoliopsida; Solanales; Convolvulaceae
Source: the annotation of a GenBank genome assembly